AUGGCUAGCAUUUUACUCCUUCCUUUGCUACUAUAUAUCUGUUUCCUGAGCUUCGUCUCAGCCCAAAACAAGACGAACCAUGUCUCAAACGACCUAUUCAACUCCCUGGAGGAGUUAUCCCGGCUAGUGGAUAUUUCAUACUGCGUUGGAACAACGGGAGUACAGCAGCCAUUUCAGUGCCUCAGCCGCUGCGAUGAGUUUCCUGAUCUAGAACUGGUAACCACCUGGAACACCGGCCUCCUCCUCUCCGAUUCAUGCGGCUACAUGGCCCUUUCCCACACCCCCUCCGCCAAACAAAUAAUCCUCGCCUUCCGCGGCACCUACUCAAUAACAAACACCAUAAUCGACCUAUCCGCCUACCCCCAAGCUUACGUCCCCUACCCUGACCCCGAAGAAAAUACCACUACCAUCCCAAUUCCCACAGGACAGCACUGCGAAAACUGCACCGUCCACGCCGGCUUCAUGCUCUCAUGGCUCCAGACCCGAACAACAAUCCUCCCCCAGCUCUCCCUCCUACACAAAAAACACCCAGAUUACGCCAUAACGCUCGUCGGCCAUUCCCUCGGCGGCGCUGUCGCAGCGCUAGCAGGCCUCGAGAUGCGUCUAAAGGGCUGGGAUGCAACGGUGACGACGUUUGGGGAGCCGAUGGUCGGGAACGAGGCGUUCGCGGCAUUCCUAGACGAGCAAUUCGGACUCGGGGAUGGGAUAGCGAUACCCCCGCUUGAAGGGGGGAUGCGUUUUCGUCGUGUGACACAUGUUGGGGAUCCGGUUCCUAUGCUGCCGCUUGCGGAGUGGGGAUAUCGGCCUCAUGCUGGGGAGGUUUUUAUUACGAGGGAGGAGCUGCCGCCGCGUCGGGAGGAUGUGGUUUAUUGUGUUGGUCGGGAGGAUCCUGGGUGUAUUGCCGGUGAUGGAAAUGAGAGGGUUUUGGUCAAGUUGUAUCGGGAUUUGAAUGUUCCUGUUGGGUUGGUUGGUUCUAGUAGCGAGGGGUGUCGGUCGAGCGGUGGUGGUAUGUCUGAGGAACAGGCAGUCUUGGAACGUGCGUGUUCAGAUCUUCCUGGUCGCGAGGAUAGAUUAUCGCCUCUCCGAUGGGAUUGGUCUCUUAUACCGGCGAGGUAUCGGAUUUGGGAGCUUUUUUACGCUCAUCGGGAUUAUUUUUGGCGCAUUGGUCUUUGUGUUCCAGGGGGAGAUCCAACUGGAUAA
Messenger RNA from Penicillium roqueforti, 1200 nucleotides. RefSeq names its product lipase family protein. Gene Ontology annotation, biological process: lipid metabolic process. Lineage: Eukaryota; Fungi; Ascomycota; Eurotiomycetes; Eurotiales; Aspergillaceae. The transcript has 2 exons. The record is from RefSeq and is a predicted model, not a curated record. The coding region runs from base 1 to 1200 and encodes 399 amino acids.